CCAUCUUGUUUAGAGCAAAAGGGAGAGAGGAGGAAAAGAGGAAAGGGAGAGAAGAUGAGAAUAACCCAAGCAUGAUCGAUCUGCACAAUGAAUAAUUGAAGAGGGAUGUAUUUUGGAGAGUUCUGUUCUCAGCCCAGCCAAGCCAAGCCCAGCUCUCCUACAAUGAUUUCUCUUUCUACUCCUGCUUGUGACACAGGGCAGCAGUUCCCUGCAGUGCACCUCUCGCAUAGUAAAGCUGAUGUACAUCCGGGACAGUGUAAACACUGAUGACUCGAAAACGGCUCUCAGUGGGAGAGGAGCAGAGAGGAGUCGGUUACCUAAUAGAACUUUGCGCUGGCUGCUCCUGCCGCUGCUAACGACGAUACUCCUAUAUUCACAUUCUGGGCUCAGGAACAUUUAGGGCGACAGGAGGAAGGAGGGAUAACCAGAGCAGGGCUUUGAAUCAUAUGCCUAACCUAUCGACCCAGCUGAGCACACCUCCUCCUCUCCUCUGUGAAUGCCCUCACUUGCAGCAUGGACUCCGGAGGGGAAAGAGAGGAAGGGUGGAUGGAAGACCAGUGGGAGAAAUGGGACUAAACAGGGCAAUUGAUGCUUUGGCAGGACAAAUCCCUCUUUCCCGAUUGGUGUGGAGGUUGACCCAUGACAUCAGCCUGAAUGAGUUUGAGGAUGACGACCUGUCUGAGAUCACUGAGAUCACAGAUGAGUGUGGGAUGAGUCUCAACUACAUGGGCCUAGAGAUUAAGGGCUGUGUGAGGCAGGCGACCAAUAGUGGGGUGGGGAAGGAGGAGCUGGGUGCUGUCGGCCAGCUCCAGGCCGAGAUGCUCCAUUUGGAUCUGAUCGACGGGGCCGACGGUUACCGCGAUGACAAGGAGUCAUCUCAGCCAUCUUCCACAGCACCCCUGCCAGUAACCGAGGACCCCCCUCUAGUAACCAUGGAUAUGUACCGGCCAAAGAGACCCACAACCCUUAAUCUUUUCCCCAUGGUGCCACGCACUCAGGACACAUUAAACAACAACUCAUUUGGUAAGAAGUACAGCUGGCAGGAGAAGGUCUCGCGCUCAUCCUCCCCCCUCAAAACAGGCGGGCUGAUCUCUCCCCAUGAGCACAGCUGUCUAAGCGACGAGGACAAGCAGGGAGGUGGGACGCAGACCAAGGACCGCGGCACAUCCACUGACACUCCCUGCAGAUACAAACACACCUCUGGACACACCCACAGCUCCACAGCGGGGACACGCUCCAAACUGCCGGAGAAGCCCCCAGCACCCCCGCCUCCCCAAAACUACACACUCGCACCUCUGGGCCCCCCAGGGAAAGGCGAAGGGGGGACACACAGAGAGAAGAUCCGCUAUCACACAGAUGUACGCCUAGAACCCACCGAGGAGAUCUAUCUGACUCCCGUGCACCGUUCCGAGCAGGACUACCCAUUCCUGUCCCAGCAGCCAGAGCACGGACACAUGUCAAUCAGCUCUGACACCGAGGGCCCGCCCCCUUACCAGCCUCUGCCUGAUCGGACCAACCCUUCCAUCUGCGAGGAGGACGAGGUGUAUGUGCACCCUCCCUCCUAUGCCUCCUAUGUGGAGGUUCUCUUCACCCCUCCCUCUACCGCCCCCCCCAGGGAACCCCCAGGCUUAGCCCUGAACCUCGGCCUGAGGGAAGGAGGAGCAGGGGCGAUGGUGAGGGCAGGGGCAGGAGCGGAGUAUGUAGAUGCCCAGGAUGAGACAUUUGGGGUAGAGGGUGAGGAUGAGAGGGUAAGGGUUGUGGGAGGCAGGCAGAAUUUGGGACGUGGUGGCUGUGGUGCCCCCACGAGUACUUUGAUGAGCUCGGAUGCGAGUGGUCUGUCUUACGACUCUGUGAAGUACACACUCGUUGUGGACGAGCACGCGCAGCUCGAACUGGUAAGUCUGCGGCAGUGUUACCAAUGUUACAGCGACGACAGCAACUCUGCGACCGUCUACGACAACUGCGUCUCGUCUCCGUAUGAGUCGGCCAUAGGGGAGAAGUAUAAGGAGGAAGAGGAAGAAGAGAAAGAGGAGGAGGAGGAUGAGGAGGAGGAGGAGGAGGAGGGGGAGGAGGAGGAUGAGGAGGAGGAGAGAGCGAGAGUGGGAAGGGUGAGGAGAGAAGCCAUCGCCUGUGUGUCAGAGGACUCCACCCCGGAGGCGAACUUGCACUUCUCUAAGAAGUUCCUCAACAUCUUCAUGAACGGACGGUCACGAUCAUCCAGUGCAGAGCCGUUUGGCUUGUUCUCCUGCCUCAUAAAUGGGGAAGAGAGGGAACAGAGUCACAGAGCCGUCUACAGGUUUGUCCCUCGCCAUGAUGAUGAGCUGGAGUUGGAGGUGGAUGACCCUGUACUGGUGGAGGUACAAGCAGAGGAUUACUGGUACGAAGGCUAUAACAUGCGUACAGGCACCUGCGGCAUCUUCCCUGCUUACUACGCCAUAGAGGUCGCCAAGGAGCCAGAGAGCUUCAAAGUGAAGAGCAGUGAAUGGGUAGACAGAUACCACAUGAAAUUCCUGGGCUCGGUCCAAGUGCCCUACCACAAAGGCAACGAUGUUCUGUGUGCAGCUAUGCAGAAGAUUGCCACCAAUAGGAGGAUGACAGUGCAGUAUAACCCACCUUCGUCUUGUAUCCUUGAGAUCAAUGUGAAAGGCGUGAAGCUUCUAGUCCAUGAUGACUACUAUGCCUCUGACAAAAGUAACCAGUGCAGCCACUUCUUCCAGUUGAAGAAUGUUUCCUUCUGUGGAUAUCACCCUAAGAACAGCAAGUACUUUGGCUUCAUCACAAAACACCCAGCUGACCAGAGAUUUGCCUGUCAUGUGUUUGUGUCUGAAGAUUCUACUAAACCCCUGGCAGAGUCUGUUGGGAAAGCCUUCCAGUUGUACUAUAAGGAAUUUGUAGAUUGCUCCUGUCCGACAGAGGAUAUUUACCUGGAAUAGCACCCACCCCGCCUUCCACCACAACCCUGUACAUUACAGUGUAUUAUAACAUAAUGUUGCAUGACAGAGAAAACAAUUCUAACAAAUGUGAACUAAUAAAUCUGACAAAAAGAUGAAGGAGAGAGAGAAAGAAGGAGAGGGUGUCUGUUUGUCCAAAGAUUUUAAACAGUAUGAAGUUUGAACAAGUAAUUGAUCCAAACAUAGUGGAGAUGUUGAAGAGGGGGUCCCAAAAUAUGCAAAAUGGAGUCACUGAUGAGGAAGUUAAUGUGCCACUCAAGCACAAUUCUCAGAUCAUAGUGACCACGGGCCUCAUUUAUAAACGUUGCGUAGGCACAAAAGAAGGCGUACACCACUUUCUAAGCAAACUUUGGUAUUUAUUUUUAAAAAACUUGACGGGAGAAUGUGCGGUUCUCCACAGACACUUUGACACGUACGUAUGCACAUAAACUGGAGAAAUGAGAAACUGUGACUCCGACGGCAGAAGGGUGAAACUCGAGGAAUGCUUUGAAAUUGAUACCAUUGUGCAAAAUAAAUUGAAAUAUUACCUUUCACGUAUUAUAUAUGAAGAGUUCCCUGGAGUACACACAAAAGAAACCUCUCAAAAAACAUGAUUUAAUAUAAUAAAUACAAAUGGAGAUAUCUGUUUUUGCAAAAUAACCCCUCAAAUAUGUUGUAAAGUUUAAUCGGGAAUCAUAUUUAAUUGGAUCUGUAAUUAUUAAACAAUACUUGGAUGUUAUGAAAUGUAUUCUCAUAAAUAAUAAGGUGAACAGUAGGAAAAAUUACGUUUAAACUGAUGCCGUUUUCAAUGCCUCAGUCGGGCAGAUACCAGUGCAAAGUUUAAUAUAUUGUUAUCACAUGUUCGUUGCACAGAACUGUCAAUGUGAUAAUGGCCCUGCCAUUGUCAGUUACAAUCAGGGUAAUUACUACACCUGAAGGUGUUACACAAUUGGGUGGCUUUGACAAUCAAAUGGGUGGGUAUAAAAAGGUAUGCAAUUACAAUGCUUAAUGACUCACAAUGGCUGCUUUGGCACUGUUGGAAGAUGAAUGGAAGAAUUCGGAGAGAGCGAAUUUUCAGAGACCAGACAGAUUUACUGGCAAAUGAUGAAGAGUGGCUUAUUAGCCGGUUCCGAUUACCGAGAGCUGUUCUCAGGGAUCUCUGUGCUGUAGUGGGCCCAGCUUUACAGAGAAGCACCCGCAGAAACCAAGCCGUGCCAGUCCCACAUCAACUCCUUGGCAACCUCGUUAAUAGCGUCGAUGGUGUCUCUUCGCGUUUGCAGGACUGCAUCUGUGAGGACAUGGCCACUGGAGGGUUGUGACGCAUGAGGUACAGUGGAGACGCUGGGGCUGGGCGCACUCAGCUCCUGCUCAGCUGUAGCUCCACCGACCCCACAGGAACACACAGCGACUAAAAACAAUUGAAAAUGUCACAAUUGUUUGUUUAAACAAAACUUGAAUGCAUUUGGUUUUCAAACGAGGGAAUACUAAUUACAUACCUGGAUCAUCGGGUGCGUCUUGCAUGUCCGUGUCCCCCUCCACCUCUGUCACUACUCCAUUCAGGAGGGAUUCCCCUAUAAUACUGGCAAGUCCCUCAUCAAGGAGCAAGGGGAUUGGCCUCCACUUUUAUGUCUGACCACUUCUUUUUUAUUUCUGAGAAAGUCUGACCAUUCACAGCGUCCGCCACAUGCUGCCACUCUAACGCCUUUUUGGCAUUUGUAAUGCCCACACCGUGUCCACCAAACAAUAUAUUUUUUCUUGCUUCAACCUCCCCUACAAGAACUACAAGAACAAUUUCACACUGGAUGAAAUUUCUUUUUUUAGCCUUUCUGUCGGGAUUUGCCGUCAUUGUCGUCAUGCAGUCAGUAUGGAUGAAUAUUAAUUAGGAACGUUUCACUGACUAUUUAUAGGCAACUAUGGGCUUUAAAAGGGUGGGACAAGACACUCGCUCACGUGCGCCAAAUGUUGAGUUGAUUGUGAUUUAUGAAGGGAAACGGACGUGGGACGUGCGUGCGCAUUGUGUUAUAAAUCUGAAUUUUUGCGCAUAAGCACUUUCUGUGUUUCUCCGUACGCCACCUUUUGACGUGAAUCCUCCGCACAGUUUUAUAAAUGAGGCCCCUGAACUGGAGUAUUCUAAGACUAAUCUUUGUGGAUUUAGAGCUUGAAUCCCAGGUAGAACACUGGGCUUUGUGGACUUGGAGCUUGAAUCCUAGGUAGAACCCUGGGCUUUGUGGACUUGGAGCUUGAAUCCUAGGUAGAACACUGGGCUUUGUGGACUUGGUGAACCGAAGAAAAACCAAUAGUCGCUAAGGUAACAGCAAAUGGACGUCAGGGAAAAUAAAUCAAUAAAUAAAUAAGGAUCUUAUUAAACUACUAGUAUUUGAGUUUUCUAAUUCCUAAUUCUAUGGAAUCUCGAAUGUUGGUGUGAUACAUUGUGUGAGGAAAACAGUGAUUCUCCAUGAGCUAAUGGUGCAGUGUGUUUGGAGAGGGAUAUAAGGCCUCACUGGAGAGUCCUGUGGUCUAAGGUAACUAACGAUCUAGGAUCAGAUUACCCUACCCCAUCCUUUACAAUUAAGGGGAUGACAAAUGUUAUAACAAAUUAUCAGUGGCUCACACUGUUACUUAUUUUCCAUGUGUUGUUCCCCCUAAACCAAAAACAAGUAAGCAUUAGGGUCACACUGUUGGCCAGGAAUAGUGUCUUUAACAUGCUGCAAAGCCUUUGGUGUUCUCUCUGGUACACUGUCAGAACCCUCAAAUAUAUUCACAUUAAGGAAUCAAGAGCAAACUUUUAAAACAGAGGUUCCUACCAAUAAAAGCGCUCACACUGUUUUCUGUUCGGAAAUGCUUCAGUUUGUUUGUGCUGAACAUGACCCUAGUUAUUCUUUGAUUUGUGGGAAGACUGAUUCUUGUUAAAUCUUAAUUGAAUUACAGUAUUGUACUUCUAUUACCAGAAACAAGGAGAUGGACUACAGAGUUUCCAGUCAACCGCUUUGGCUUGCUUUUAAGGUAGUUUUAGUCUUCUAAUUUGCAGGAAGGGUCACUGUGGACUGCCUCAUAGUUCUUCUCAUGCUCAGUUUGAACAUGAAAGGAGAGUUCAUGUUGAGAGUUCAAAUGGGGUUGCCAUUCAGAUAACUGGGUAUAAGAUAAGGAUGCUUACUCAAGCUUUUACCCUGGUAACAUAAAAGGGAAUUACCUCUGACCCUCACAAAAAGGACAUGGAAGGUGAAGUGUGUCGGAAAUGCAUGAUGGGAGAUGGAGUUUUAAAGGUAGUGCCUGACAUAUUUUACAAGUAGUGCCUAUAUGAAGGAUAAUUGUUGUAACUGCUAUGUCCUUUAGAUUUACCACAAUGUGUGUUGAUAGGAGAGAUUGAAAAAAAGGCUAUUUUUGUGGAGGAGAUAUGAGUGUGUUGAGAUGGUAAGAAAAUAAUAAAGAAAGACUAGAUCAAGGAUCAACAUAAUAAGAUAGGACCUCACCUCAAAAUGGCCAACUCAUAGCCAGGGGUUUGUGCCUGGAAACAAUGGCCUGGUCUGAAAUCAACCAAUUGCUCCUACCCAUUAAGAUGCUUGUAGAUUCUGAUGGAACUAGAGGUGUUUGUUUAUACCUUAAGUUCAAUGGAAGGCUAGGUGGAGCCAUCCCCCUAUUGCCUACACCUUUCCAGUCUUCAGAUUUGCCAUCACAGAAGGGGUAGGGGAAAGGGCAAAUAAUUGUAUUGUGUGGCUUUCUGACAAAGUGAUUUCUAAUGUGGCUGACACAGAAUCACAUUCUAACAAGAACUUGUAGCACAAUGUAUUGUUUAUAAGAACUGUAUUUAACUGAACAUGUAAAAACAUUGUGAGAAGGAAUGCUUGUCAAAUGGGUGUCUCUAACUUAUGAAAGCAUGGGAUAUGAAACCACAUUCAUUCUACCACCUGUCAAGCAUCUCCCUAUGAAUAGUGACAUGUAUUUCCAAGUCACAAGUUUACAUUGUAUCUUCAUCAUUCCUAUUUUUCUUCUGAGCCAAGAAACAAAGGCCAAAAUUCUGAUCAGAUCCGCCUUAAACCGUGAUAAAUGACAAUUGCAUAGCAUAUCAUUGUUUUCGUGUUGUGUGUUGUAAUCUACACCUUGAUUAGGCUGAUAUAAAUCUGUAUUAUUUUAUGUAGCCUACACUUUUACAUUCGGAACUUCUAACACAGGUGGGACUGGUGUGACAAAGACCUCAAGAGCAGCCAUUCACAAUUUGAAAGCUCCAAUGCAGAACACCUGCAACAUGGCCUAAACAAAAACAAUUACAUGCAAUGCAGUCUGUCGGUUAUUGCAAGUUAAGGCGAAUCUGAUUGAAUCAUGCCUGAUUUUGCGACAUUCUCCGAGACUACUUCUAUUUUCAGUCCCCAAACAGUCAUUAUGGCCACUAAGAGGAAACCAAGUAAGGUUAUAAAGAGUGUACAGAUAUGCCAUAUAUACAUAAAUAUAUUGUAAUUACAAAUGUUACACUUUACCAAUUCUUACUGUAGUAAUUUAAAUGAUUUUGAUUUAUUUCUUUUUAAGUGUGAAUUGUAUUAUUUAUUUAAAAUGUUCAAUGCAGCA
Messenger RNA from Salvelinus fontinalis (brook trout), 7490 nucleotides. Its product is annotated as C-Jun-amino-terminal kinase-interacting protein 1-like. NCBI's taxonomy places the organism in Eukaryota, Metazoa, Chordata, Actinopteri, Salmoniformes, Salmonidae. The record is from RefSeq and is a predicted model, not a curated record. Gene Ontology annotation, biological process: regulation of JNK cascade. The coding region runs from base 447 to 2933 and encodes 828 amino acids. The transcript is spliced from 13 exons. Gene Ontology annotation, cellular component: cytoplasm. Gene Ontology annotation, molecular function: protein binding.